AUGGAGCUUGACACACACGCUCUCGCCUUCCUCCCGCUGGUGCUUGUUGCCUCGCUCGCGACGUUCCUCCAGCCUGCCGCUGCAAACGAUGGCACGCCACGUCCCGGCGGAGGCUUCAGCCUCCGCCUGGUCCCUUACGGCGGCUGGAACAGCACCAUGCACGUCGACGGCGGCGGCUUCCUGCACCUCAACGAGCAGGCAGCCACCACUGCGCUUCGGCCGCAUGUCCACGGGCCGAGAGGGCUGACAUACAGCGUGGCCACCACCGUCGGGACGGGCAGCGGCCGCCGCACCUACGACCUGGUGCUGGACACGGUCAGCAGCCUGACAUGGAUGCAGUGCAUGCCGAUUGCGCAUCCUUUCCCACAGAUUCCGCCGCCCUUCAACCCGGAGAUCUCGUCGUCGUUCAGACGCGUCUCGCGCAGGAGCGACCUGUGUCAUAAGCCAUACAGGGGCACCGAUUGCGAGUUCCGGGUGAACCGCCUCGACGGCGCACACGCGAGCGGUGUGCUCGGCAACGAGACCUUCGCCUUCGCGAACGAUGGUGGCGCGGCUGCGGCCGCGGAGGUUCGCGGCGUCGUGUUUGGCUGCGCGCACACCACCACGGGGUUCCUCAGCCAUGGAGUACUCGCCGGCGUCCUCGGCCUGGGGAAGCAGACACCGUCGCUCAUCUGGACUCGGCUCCACCAGCACGGGCAGGACGGCCGCUUCUCCUACUGCCUCUUCGGGCCCGGGCGUCCGGACAGGCACGGUUUCCUCCGUUUCGGCGCAGACGUCUCAGCCACGGGCCACAUGAAGAGCACCAAGAUCCUCUUCAUGCGCUUCACGACCGACCCGCACUUCAGCGGCUACUUCGUCAGCGUCUUGGGCGUCAGCGUCGCCGACAAGGCCCUGGUCCCGCCACCUGGACAACGCCAAAUGAGCAUAUUAUUACGGCGCCACAGGUCGCACGACGGUAGGUGGUACGGCGGGUGCCUCAUCGAUCCGGGGACGAGCACGACGGCGAUAACGCAGCCGGUGUACCACGUCCUGGAGCACGCCGUGGUGGAACACGUCACGAGACUCGGGCUGCCGCUCGUGAAGCGUGACGGGUACCGCCUUUGCUUCAGCGGUGCGACUCAGGCCGCCCUCGAGUACCUGCCGACGGUGACGCUGCGCUUCGAGGAGGGCGCCGAGCUCGUGAUCAGGCCGCAACAGCUCUUCGUCUUUGUUCAGCACGAUAUCUGCCUCACCGUGGUGCCGAGCAAGGACAUCACAAUCAUCGGGGCGAUGCAGCAGGUGGACACGCGCUUCGUCUAUGACAUUGCAGCCGGCAAGAUCCAAUUCGCCCCUGAGAAAUGA
Molecule: messenger RNA, 1341 nt
Organism: Triticum aestivum (bread wheat)
Lineage: Eukaryota; Viridiplantae; Streptophyta; Magnoliopsida; Poales; Poaceae
Product: aspartic proteinase nepenthesin-2-like
Exons: 1
Coding region: 1-1341 (446 amino acids)
Cellular component (GO): extracellular region
Source: RefSeq, a predicted model, not a curated record